AUGCCGUCUUUCCUUCUCUUUGCUGCCAUUUUUGGUAAGUCUCUUCAAAAAGAAGAAAAUUUUUAAUACUAUAGCUUUUUAGAACUCUUAAGUGAUCCCUAGAGUUGUUCCGGUAUGCGUUACCGAGGUCCAGAAAGUUUCAAAAUGCAAAAAAUUGGCGCGUAUUUUUUAGAAUUUUUUUGUUUUUGCUUAGGAAAUUCAGAGUGGUCCUUAUAGGGAUUAGGAGGAAAAACAGCUUCUAUAGGGGCCGAAGAAGUGCUCCCUAUGGGGGUAAAAUCAUGGUGGUCCCUAUAGGGAUUUACAGUCUGACCCGUUAACCUCUAAAGCUUAAGUGGUCCCUGUAGAGGCCCCUAACCCCUAUGGGGGACACUCUAAAAACUCCUGAGAGGGUUCAUAAAAAAAUAAUCGAAUAGUCGACCCCCCUCAUAGGGGCCCACUAACCAAAAACCCCCUAUAGGGGCGACUUUUUGCAAACUCUAGUGCCCCCUAUAGGGGUUGGUAAAGUGGUGUCUAGUGAGGAUCCUUCAAGGGCUCCUAAGGUUGCCCCUAUAGGGACCACUCUCGAGUUCCUAAGAAGUCAACAGUGAUCCAAAAAUGAAACAAAACACUGCAAAAAGCCUGACAGUCUUGCAUUUUCAGGCCUCACCCAAUGUCAACAGUUCCUGCCCCUCUCCGAGUUCGAUCCCAACUUCAACGAGGACCUGAAAAACAUUCAAGGCGGAAUGAACGUCUACGUCUCCUACAACGAAAUCGACAAAGACCUUCUAGACCAAAUCGUCUUCCUUUCCGGCGGAGUUUCCAAAACGUGACCAGAACUAAAAGCCGAAAACUUCUGAAAUCGAAAUUUCAGGGCUUAUGAAGUUUCUCAAAGCUACGCGGAUCAAGCCUCCGGUCUGAAAUCUCCUUGGAAACUCCCUGGUAACCAGCUUACCGUUAUGAACUUGAACAACGCGACAAAAUCCUACACUGUCAAGAGUUUCCUGUAUAUCCAAUCGUUGGCACAGUCUCAAGGUAAACCAUUGAAUAUUUCAGUAGCACCUUUCGGACUUCCCGCUGAAACGCAAGAAAGGGGCUUCUAUAGCGAUGGUUUUAGUGGCCACUUUAGUGUCAUCUUCAAGAAACCUCUAUAGUGGCCAUUAAAAGCUUUGAAAUUGUAUCGAAAAAAUGAUAAAUUUCUAAUUUUCGAAAAUUUCGUUCAAUUUGAUUCCUUCCAGACCCAACAAUCUUCGUCUACGACAUCGUCGGAUCUCAAAAUAUCACCAGAAAUGAAGAUUCUUCCACCAUCGUCCUGUUUCCACCCUUCUUGCCCCAGACGCUCGAGGGCCCAAAAUACGGAGCCGUUCUUUCGAAUAUCAGUCAAGCUGCGGUAACAUUCUUAUUUUCGGAAAAUUGAACAGGAAAAGUUCAGAAUGGUUCGGUGGUCAUGUACAGCGGAAUUCCGCCAACAACCAUUAAUAGCGACGCGAAUCGUUUCUUCAGGAACCCCUUGAGAAUCGACCAAAACACGACUCAGUCAGUUAUUUUUUGGGCGUUGAGCUUGAAACGUCAUAAAAUUAUCAAUCAAAAAAAAAAAUUUUGCUGGAAUAUUCUGAGCUCCAUUUGCUCUGCGACACAUAUCAGUCAGUUAUUUUCGAAGCUCAAAUUAAAAAGCUUCGAAAUUUUAGUACUUGAAAAAAAAUCAGUCACUGCCAAAGUCGGAAGUGCGGAAAACGGGUGCAAAAUGGCCGCUAAGAGGGUUCCGUUUUGCGGCCUUUAUUGAGCCUUUUUCGGGGGGCUAAAAAGCUUCAAAAAAGGGUGCAAAAAGGGUGCUGAAAGUCUGGGCCAUUUAUAAUUUCCGAUUAUAUCACUGUAGCACAUUUUGGUUCAUACACAGUCACCGGUGAAGAUUAUUUUCAAUUUCAAAAAUUUUGCGGUUCUCAAAGAGUCCAAAAAGGGUAAAAAAGGUCGACGAAAGGGUGAAAAAAGGCAGUGGAAAGGAAUCUGUUGCCACCCGUUUAGGAACAAUUAUGGAAACCUUUUGAUCCAUAACGGACGCUCAGAGGGUCUGUAAAGGGUCCUUCCGACUUUAAAGUUCAAUCAAAAUUAGAAAAGGAAGGUGAAUUUUAAAAUUCCCUAUUAAUUUCUACACUGUGACUCAUUAAAAAGCCCUAACAAGGGGGGUCAUUUCACUUUAAGGCUGGGAUUUUCCUGAAAAUUGGCCAGAAAGCUCCUACCAGAAGAAGAUUCUGGGAGUCUGAACCUGCACAAUUUCCUCGUUUUUGAGAAAAGACGCGUCAAAGUCGAAGAAAACCCUCAAAAUCCAAAAACAAGCUUUUUUGAGGCUUUGAGACCUUAUUUCUCAAAAACUAGGAAGUUGUGCAGGUCUAGACUCUCAGGAUCUUCAUCCGGUAAGUCAAGAAGAUUUCUGGCCGAUUUUCAGGAAUUUCCCAACCGCAAAGUAAAAUGACUCAAUCUUCGCUACCUUCUCCAUGGAGAAUAUAGGAACGGCUCUAGCUUUUAUUUCAUUUCCCAAGCUCCAUUUUAGCUCAAAUACCGUUCUUAUCUCAGUCGUCAGACUCCAAAAAAGGUUUGCAGAUUCUUCACCACCAUCGAACCGCUCCAAGUGACAUUCCCGGCGUUCUAUAUCUUGGUCAAGGGGGGAAUUUCUUUCACCGCCGCCAUUGACAGUCUAUGUAGCUCUGCAUUCAAUGGAAAGAGGGGACCUUUCGACUUUCAGCAACUCAAGCCGUGAUCAAGACCUCGGCGGCCACCACCACCGGACUCAUAAUGACCAAUGACUUCGCUACAAAUAUUUCUGUUGUUUUCUAUCCGGACAGGAAUCACAGUUAUGUCUGUGGAUACGAUGUGAGUUGAUUAGAGUUUUCUGGUCCUUGAAGGUUUCUUAAGAACUUCUUCAAUUCAAAUUAGAGCUUUUCCUGGAGUUCUUAGUUUUUCAAGGCGUCUUUUUAUAAAAUAUAUAUUCGUUUUGACCCUCUCCUUCUUCCCCCGUUCUGAACCGCUUUAGCGGCGCUCCAAGUCGAUUAGCCGAGGUCCUAUCCUGAUAUCAGUGGACUGGCUCUAGUGACAUAUCCGUCCUUGUGCGUGACGGCUGGGGAUUAUAAAGCCGUGGUUUCUCACUACCAAUACUUCUUAAACCCUUGGUUGGGUCGAGGCGGGGAUCGAACUUGUGACCCUGCGGACCGUGGACAAGCAUACAACCUGUUCGCUACGGUGCGCCCUUAAGUUAAAAAAAUUGUGAACCUUUAAAAACAAGUUAAAAACCACCCUAACUUGCCCCAUCACUUUGAUCCCUCAUAUAGCUGAUUUACGGCUGGCUUAAGCCAUCGAAAAAAAGGUCUUGACACGAUAAUGCACGAGAUGUGCCUGGAUCGUGGAAAGUGCAGAGAGACCACGCCCCUUAGCGUCCCAAGCUAGCCGUGAAUCAGCUAUAAAAUCCUUCCCAGCUGCGAAAUUCCAAACUUUUCCCACUAUUUGAAGUGAUUACAGUGCGCGUCAUAAGUAUAUCAAUUUUCUCAUCCCCCCCCUUUUUCAGGUCCCACCGAGACUAUCCCAUGUAUGCUAUACGGGAAAUGGAUAAUGUCCGGAAUUACGCAAGUUAUGGGGGGCUAAACUCUUGACUCGCGCUGUAUUGUAGAACUAGGCUCUAAAAUCUUGAAUACAUUUUUUUUCCAGCUAACCCUGAACAAAGUCAUCGCCCCAGUCACUCUUCUGUACGUUCAGCCGUUCUUCGUCGCAAAUUCUACGUUAGUUUUUGAAAAAUCCAAGUUAAAAAUACACUUUAAGAUACUCGAUAGCUGUAAUUGAUGCGUUGGAGAGCUACCAAUUCGCGGCCGAUUAUUUCUACGUCAUUCCACAAAAUCCAAUUGCCGCCAUCUACACGGUUCAGUACUUCCAAAUUCGUGAGUUUUAUUUUUUGGAAACGUUGAAAAUUGGGUAGUGCGUGGAUAUGAUGACGGUAUUGAAGCUUUUAAAAAUUUCUUUUUUUUUUUAAAUCUGUGUAAAAGCUUGUUUUGUUCAGUUUUAAGAUCGAAAUAGGAAAGUUUCAGUUCUUUCAAGGCCUCAUGAUGAAUAAAUCCACUCAGAACUUUGAAAAAUACCGUCAAAGCUUACACGGGAAGUGCAAAAGGUCCAGGUAUUGGAAUUUGAUGAGACUUGGUACAUAGGUACUUUCGAACACCCUGAAUCUAAUGAAGUUGAAAGAAAGUGCGCUUUUUUGGUUCUAGUCGAGUUAUGGCGCCUCAAAGUUUGCUAGCAAAAAAAAAACGCAUUGGAUGGAAGGAGGGAAUGUAUUGCGGCGACUAACUCUAGCUAGUAGCAGGCUGCGUGGUAUAAUGGCUAGCGAACUUGCGUCGGGGAACCUAUAAUGCAGGUUCGAAUCCACUUUGGGGAAAUUUUUUUGCCAUUUUUCUUUCUUGAGAAAUUUUUCCAAAACAGACAAGAAAAAGUUUCAGAAGGAGCCUUGAUCCCUCCUUCAACAACUGUUCCUGUUUCAACUGCGGUCCCUCCUUCAACAACCGUUCCUGUCUCAACUACAGCUCCUCCUUCAACUGUUUCUUCUCAAACAAAAGUUCCCCCUCCAAGCACGGUAGUGACAUCAGCUCCGACUCAACCAACGAUUCCACAAAAACCAACAACUACCAUCCAAACCACAACGAAAAGCUCAACUUCCACUUCAUUUUUAAUCAGUCUUGUUUUGAUUUUCGUUUCGCGGUUGUUCUAAUAUUGUUCAGAUCACCUUCAAACUGUCAUAAUAACUCCUCUCAAUGAGAUUGUCAAGCUUCCACGGUUCUUUUUCUUCCAAAAUAAACAUUUUAUUUCUCUUGUUUAAUAACAAUUUUGUUCAUGGAGAAUCGCAAUGCGUUCUCAACUUCUCAAAAUUGAAAAAAAAAAGUAUAACAUUGAAAAGUUUGCGAAAAAUCUUUCCAUUGACACUCUUUUUAAAAAAAACCGAAACCAAGAAAGGGGCGGAAUCAAAACCUUCGCCAUUCCGAAGUGACGUCAUGGGGAACAAGCGUAAAAAAUAUUAAAGGGGCAUGUUCAAUGGGUCAAUCGGUUUCCGAACUGAACUUCAGAAAUUCAAAGAUAUAUUGAGUUUAGCCAAAAUUACUUUCAACGCGGUAUGUGCGAUACCGUCGCAGUGCAUGCACACAACACACUACACUUUACGGAAAAAAUAUGGGCGGGGCGUCUUUCAGAAAAACGCUGUGUAAAAUCAGAAUUUUGCUAGGAACAAACUUGGAUUAUUGUGAAGGAAUCGAGGUUGAUAGAACUGUAAGGCUCUUUUUGCAGCCUUUCUCAUUUAGCGGCCAUUAUCCACCUCAAUAAUCUAUGGCUCUAAUCUCAAAAUCUCUCUUGUUUCUAAGGAUUUUCACCAAGGUCUUUUAAAUCCAAAAAAAGGGUCCGCAAAAAUAUUUAGAACCCUCGGGAGGAUAUUUAUAAGAUACCAUAUAAUUUUUCCCCUUUUCAACUCCAUUUUUACCUUCAAACCAACUGAAAACCAAACUAGAAAGGCCUCUAUAAAUAUUUCCGACGAGAAAUUUAGAUAGCGCCUGAAAAGGAUGAUUCAAAAUCGAUAAGAAACCAAUGAUAUCACUUGUCGGUCCCCCGCGUCUUGCAACGAAAAAAGAGUAUAAAACAUUGUUGGCCUGAGCUCUGGCGCCAGUUUUCCACGCUGAAAAUGCCGAUUUUCCUUCUCCUUGCUGCCUUUUUUGGUGAGUUGAAUUGGACAUGUCUUCGGCUUGCAAUUUUUCAAAAUCAAAAAUGAUCUCAUUUUAUAAUUUUUGUGAUAUUUAUUAUACCCUAACAGCCUAAAAAACAUUAAAAAGUUCAAAAUCUCCUUCCUAGGGCAAUGGAAAUCGUUCCAAGACCUUUAUUUUACAAAUAUAGGUUCACGGCUAACUUAAGGGGGCGUGGCCUGUCUGUGCUCUCCACUAACGAGACACUUUAUCUUUUUUUCGUGUUAGGACCCUUUUUUUGAUGGUUCAAGCCAGCCGUGAAUCAGCUCUAUUAGCUCGAAUUAUCAGUAAAUUAACUAUAAAUAAAAACCCAAACGUUCAAAAAACAAUUUCAAAAUUCCAGGCCUCACACAAUGCCAACAGUUCCUGCCCCUCUCCGAGUUCAACCCCAACUUCAACGAGGACCUGAAGAACAUUCAAGGCGGAAUGAACCUCUACGUCUCCUACAAUGACGUCGACAAAGACCUUCUAGGCGAAAUCGUCUUCCUUUCCGGCGGAGUUUCCAAAACGUGACCACAACUAAAAGCUCAAAACUUCUGAAAUCGAAUUUUCAGGGCUUAUGAAAUUUCUCAAAGUUAUACGGAUAAAGCUUCCGGUCUGAAAGCUCCGUGGAGUAUCCCUGCCAGUCAGUUGACCGUCAUGAACUUGAACAACGCGACGAAAUCCUACACCGUCAAGAGUUUCCUGUAUAUCCAAUCGUUGGAACAGUCUCAAGGUAGGGAAUCGAAGAUUUUUGGCUUAUAGAGACUAUUUCUGUGUAGCGUUGUCGCUCAAAAAUCCACUGAUUAGCUUCUAAUCGCACCCGACUCUCUCCUACUUUCGCCGGGGGGGGGGAGAGCAUUAGAGAAGCUUUCUUUCCCUUAUAAUGGAGCAUAGUCCUAGAUAGUCGGUUGUAUUAAAGUCCGAUUUUCGCGACUCGAAAUGGUGGGACUUCUCUGCGCCCUCCUCGUCUCUCGACGACCCUCUCUUGUUGACGCGCUAUUUUCGCGUUUCUCUGACCUCUCCCGUGAGGGAACAGAGAGACGCAGACACGCAAAAACUGUCAACUCGCGACGGACGGACUAUGUCGAACUUUCCCUAUUUUUCAAAUAUUUAUUAAAAUUCCUUCAAUGAUUCCUUCCAGACCCAUCAAUCUACGUCUACGACAUCGUCGGAUCCCAAAAUAUCACUAGAAGUGAAGAUUCUUCUACCAUCGUCCUGUUCCCAUCUUUCUUGCCCCCAGAAUUUGAAAGCCCAAAGUACGGAGCCAUCCUUUCGAAUAUUAGUCAACCAGCGGUAAAUAUUUUUGAAACAUCAAUGAAGAUAGUGAUAUUUUUAGAAUGGUUCCAUGGUCAUGUUCUACGACGUCCCCCCAGCAAAUCUAUCGAGCAAUUACGAGAAACGGUUUUUCCGGAACCCAUUGCAAGUCGACAAAAACACCACCCAGUGAGUAUACGCAUCAAAUUUCAAUAUUCUCAUCAUAAUUCUUCAAAAAAACAAUGGCAAAAAAAAGUUAACGGCAAUAGGAUUCGAACCCUCAUCGUCGGCUCCGCAUGCUGACACGCUAGCCACUGCACCACGCUACUAACAUUCUUGCAAGGGCUGGUGGCGCGGCCAGAUUCCUUCCAAACUUUAUCACAUGCUUAAAAAUAUAAACUUUAUAAAAUCAUAUCUCAAAAACAAGAAGUUUGCGUAGAUAGCGACUAUGGGGGGUCGAUUCUGAUCAAAGAUUUUUGAGCAAAUUUGUUAAAAAUUCUGGAAAACCUUCCAUGUCAGGCUUCAAAAUUUUUGAAUAUUUAGAUUUAUUUUUCUAAUAUCGAUCGAACGUUCAGGUUCUUCACCACCAUCGAGAAACUCCAAAUAACGUUCCCCGCGUACUACAUCUCCGUUAAAGGCGACAUCUCCUUCACUACCAACCAUGCUUAUUGUGAGCUUCUGAUUUGUUUCGAAAUGGGACUGAAAUGAGCUUUUCAGCAACUCAAGCCGUGAUCAAGACCUCGGCAGCCACUACUACCGGACUCAUAAUGACCAAUGAUUUCGCCACGAACGUUACUGUUCUCUUUUUCCCGGACAGGAAUUACAGUUAUGUCUGUGGAUACGACGUUCGUUUUUUCUCUCUUCUCAGAUUCGUUUUCUUACUUUUUCGCCUCGGAAUACUCAUAAAGAUUUUUUUGAUCAUCUACUGAUCAUCUGAUGAUCAUGGUUCAAUUAAGAAAGCGCCUUGGGCCGUAAGCCGCUCUAGUGACCACUUUAGCGGCUUCAAAACCCUUUAGUGGCCCCUAUGGUCCCAAGUCCCCCUUUCGUGGCCCCUAUGGUCCCAAGUCUUCCUUUAGUGGCCCCUAUGGUCCCAAGUCUCCCUUUAGUGGCCCCUAUGGUCCCAAGUCCCCCUUUCGUGGCCCCUAUGGUCCCAAGUCCCCCUUUAGUGGCCCCUAUGGUCCCAAGUCCCCCUUUAGUGACCCCUAUGGUCCCAAGUCCCCCUUUAGUGGCCCCUAUGAUCCCAAGCCCCCCUUUAGUGGCCCCUAUGGACCCAAGUCCCCCUUUAGUGGCCCCUAUGGUCCCAAGUCCCCCUUUAGUGGCUCCUAUGGUCCCAAGUCCCCCUUUGGUGACCCCUAUAGUCCCAAGUCCGCCUCUAGUGACCCGUAUGGUCCCAAGAGGGGAUUUUCUAAGAGCCCUCAAGGUUGUCUCUAUAGGGACCACUCUGGGUUUCCUUCGAUCAACCAAGUCUUAUUAUUUUUGAUAGAAAAGCCAAAAAUAGCUAAAAUUUUCAGGUCACCAUCAGAAAUAUUAUCGCGCCGGUCACUCUUCUAUACACACAACCCACAUCUGUCUUCAAUUCCACGUUAGUUUCUAUUAAUUAAUCUCAGACUGGAAUAAAUCCCAGGUACGCUAAUCCAAUAACCGACGCUAUGGUCUCGUCAAACUUUGGAGCCGAUUAUUUCUACGUCAUUCCACAGAACCCAAUAGCCGCCAUCUACACGGUUCAGUACUUCCAGAUUCGUUAGUUAUUUCGAUAAAUUUUCGGGAAAUGCACAUUUUUAGGAGCUUGAAAUCUUGUCUCUAGCUAUCAAUAGAAUCAAAAUUGAGGCUAAAAAAUCAAAUUCAAGCCACGCCGAGCUAUUUCUUGGACCAGAACCAACCAAAAGCCUUUCUUUACCAGUUAAAAUCGAAAAUUAUCACUAUCAUUUACAAAUGGUCGAAAUUUCUGUCGUGAAAUAACGAUUAUUUGAAUCAAAAAGGACCAGAAGACCCCUUUAGUCUCUAUUUGGGUCCCUGGAAAAUAGGCAAAUUCGGAAAGGGUGGAAAAAGGCUCCAUAGAAAUGUUCCUUUUUGCUGCCUUUUUGCGCCAUUUUAUCGGCCCUUCUGCACCAUUUUUGCAGCCUCUCCCUUUUUCUAGCAUUUCUUGAGCCUCCAGAAAAAUAGAAGGCUCUAUAAAGGGACUCUUUUUGCUGCCCUUUUUGAGACCUUUUUGCGGCCUUUUUUGAGACCUUUUUGCUGCCUUUUUGCGGCCUUUUUCGAGCCUCUCCUUUUUGGCGGCCAUUAUCCACCCUUCCGACUUUCCCCUAGUAUAUCCUUGACCAAAAACCAUUUUAAGCCAUUCCCAUCCCUAGCUCCAAAACCUAUCAACCUCUGUCCUAAACUUGAUAAAAACCUAAAAAACCAAUUUCCAGAAGGAGCUCUAGCUCCGCCCUCAACAACGGUGGUCACCUCGGCUCCCACUCAACCAACAUUCCAACAAAAAUCCACAACAAUCAUCCAAACCACCACGAAAAGCUCAACGUCUUCCGCCAUUUUCAUCAGCUUUUUCCUGUUUUUCACUGCUAGAUUGUUCUAA
This is a messenger RNA of Caenorhabditis auriculariae, 9546 nucleotides long. The record is from the annotation of a GenBank genome assembly. Lineage: Eukaryota; Metazoa; Nematoda; Chromadorea; Rhabditida; Rhabditidae.